AAGAGUGCCAAGUCGACUUCUGAGUUUGACGUUUGCAGCUUCAUCUUCACUAGUCCUUCGUUCAAAUCACUGUUGUACUUUUUGCACUUUCACAAGACCCAGCCACCGAGAUGGCUUCUCCACGUACGAGACGUAAACUGAACUCUAUCCGGACCGUUGACGAGAACCAUAAAUGCUUCGAGUGUGGCACUCUGAACCCUCAAUGGGUGUCCGUGACUUACGGAAUCUGGAUUUGUCUGGAAUGCUCGGGAGUGCACCGUAGUCUGGGGGUGCACCUAUCAUUCGUGCGCUCCGUUACCAUGGAUAAGUGGAAGGAUAUCGAGCUCGAAAAGAUGAUGGUGGGAGGAAAUGCAAAGGCCCGCGAAUUCUUUGAAAGUCAGCCGGACUACAAGCCUGGCAUGACCCUGCCGCAAAAGUACAAUACCAAAGCUGCUGCCAUGUACCGUCAAAAGAUCACGGCUCUUGCCGAGGGUCGUCCGUGGAGCCCCAGUGACUACAAGCCGGACACGGUGGAGAAGGCAGACCCCUGGCCACGCGAUCUCUACUCCGCCGGAGACGCGAGCUUCCCCAUCAGCGGAUCGGAUAACAACAUCAGCUAUCACAGCGAGUACGGAAGUGGCCGCUACACCGGCUUUGGCAACACGAAACAAUCGCAGUCGACGCCGAUGUCGCCGAUGCAUAGCGGCAACGAAGUGGUCGACAACACUCUAGCAUCACUUGCCACGGGCUGGUCGAUCUUUGCGUCGUCUGUGAGUAAGGCGGCACGGACAGCCACUGAAAGCGCAGUGCGCUACGGAGGCAUCGCCACACAGAAGGUCUCAGAAAUGGCCUCUACUGUCACCGAGAAGGUGAACAACCGUGGGGGCUGGAGCUCGCUGGGCGGGACAAACGAGAUGCGCCGCGGAAGCAACUCGGGACCGUACCAGUCGCAGAGCUACGGCGCUAUGAAGAGCUCCACUUCUGAGCCCUACUCUCAAUGGAACGAGCAAACCCAGCCGCAUUGGAAUACAGUGGCAGCCCGGAAUAAUACGCAGGCGCAAAACGACCUGUCACAAGUUGGAAUCCGCAGCCCUCCGCCCGACAUCAAGAACAUAGUCAUCAAAAAGAAGGAUGACGACGAAUCCUGGGACUGGCUCAACAACUAAGAUCUGACGCGUUACUCCGGAUUUCAAGAAUCAAUUGCAGUUCAAUUAUUUAAAUUGAUGUAUUUACCGCCAUAUUAUACUGAGACCAUAAGUUGUGCUUGUAGCGUCGACCGUUUGACAGUGUUCUACCAUCCGAAUCCUUAGCGAGAUAUUAAAGAACCUUCCUUUGCAUAGAGUGAAACCUUACCACAAAUAAAUACCGAUAAAUAAAUAAAUAAAAUAAAAAAUAAAAACCUUUCUAAAAUCCGUCGUUUAAUCGGCUUGCCGAACUUCAUGUGACGUCACGAAUCGGGGAUCGCCAUCUUGGUUGUUUACGCGGUACGACAGAAUCAAAUCGAUGUUCGAUUUGCUCCAAUCUGAAUCGGCUUCGUCUUACUCGGAAUUUUUCAUAUUUAUUGAAAUUAAAAUCGGCGUAAUAAGAAAAUCAAGCAUUUCGUGCUCAUGCCAAACGGUAAAAGUAUUAAAAUAUGCUAUUCAGCGGAAUUAAUAUUAUGCUGGUAAGAUAUGUCGAAGAAAUUCAAUCCCUAAUUUAAAUUUUUAGUGAAAUCCAUUUCGGUCAAAGUUGAGACUCUCAUUCAAUGCAGCAAGCCAGCUUAUUGCCUAGUAACACAUGUAACCAUGAAUGUUAAGUGCUUUGGGAUAAAAAUCCUUCGGUGUUGCGUUACUAUACUAUUAUUCGGCGAGACUACGAAAAUGAUAGACAGAUAAACUGCACUUGUUCGUAUAAUAGGUGAGAAUAUGCGAGGAAAAUUUAUCCAAAAAGCUACUGUGUUUAUGUGACCACUUCUAGGCUCAUCAUCCUGACACACCCCGGACACUUCAUACAAACAACCCCAUUUUACACAGACACUACACAUUGACAUUAUCGUACAAGCGCAUCUGUGUGUGUGAUGUCUGAUGCCAUACGAUUCAAAUCUAAACUAAGUUGGGGGGGGAAGGUUUAAACCUAACUCAGACGCUGGUGGGGAGCGGAGAGAUGCCGUUCUAUACGUAGUAUUAUUCCUUAUUCUAAAAGUAUUUUUUUAAAUAAAUAUCCGAGGACGGAGUUCCGACGGCGCCGUUCACCUAGUACAAUCAUGAGCAAUAUAAUGUACCCACUUUAAGACUGUCGCACUAACAUAUUUGACAUUUAGUGAGACUUACAAUUCAAUUUGUCAAAAAGUUAAUGUGACAUGGUACCAAAGUAUAUACAUAUUAAUGCUCGUGACCGUACAAAGUUGUCCCUUUACAUUUAAUAAGUAUUCCCCUUUCAAGCGUUAAAAACAUAAACUUAUUAACAAAAUCGAAAAGUGAACAAUAAAUGCAGCAUUUUAUUAACUGCUUGAAUCUGUUUGUAUUCCCACAUGAAAUUAUUUAGUAUAAUAUAUAUCCUAAACAUUAUGAACCUCGCAAUAUACAUGUACUUGUACUUGUUAUACGGGAGACAAGACCGAUAGAUUUUGUGGAUUAACAUAAUUAUGAAUGUUGCAUUGUGAUAUUGAUAAUAAUUUUUCGAAUUUCAUAAUAUUCGUUGUCUUCGCCUAAUAAUAAACAUCACAUCACCGGUUGCUCGUAACACGAAUCAAUAUUUGUCUAGUUCAUGAUUUUAUGUAAUAUAAUGGUGCUGAUUUCAGUACACACCAUCUAACUUUAUUUUAAGUUAUACCUAUCAUUUUAUUAUCCGCCGAAAAGGAAAGGGACGGGUAAUCGACAGGCAUAAAAUUUAUGGGACACACGUAAAUUUUAGGCAGAUGUUUAAAAUCCCUCCCAAAAUUUUAUACUGGCCAAUAAUCCGACAGAAUUAAGUUGACAGCACACGUCCACUGGUUGCAUAUCAGCCGGUCCGCGGAGGUCCGUGUUGCUCUUUGCAUAUCAGCUAGGUAUUCAUUUUAAAAUUAACAGUUGUUCAUCAUCCGUCCCUUUCCUUUUCGGCGGAUAAGAAAAUGACGGGUAUAACUUAAAAUAAAAUUAGGUGUCUGCAGGAAUCGGAGCCAAUAUAAUCCGAAAUGCGAAUAAGUGCAGUACCUAAGUAUAAUGUUAUAUCUUUUAAUAUUUGACAUGGAAAAGAUAUUGGAACAUUCCUGGGGCUUUAGUCAAGUUGCAAACUACGAAAUACGACAGUGAAAAAAACGUACGGGAUUCACAUGUCACAUUAUUGUCGCUUAUCGCUGCCGUUUGCGACAUGGCUGACCCCAAUGACUUGUAUUCGCGCCGCGACAGGCCUACAGGAAUCUUACAAGAUAACAGAUGGUUUCUAAACGACGAAUAAAUAUUUUAUAGACUGCUUUGUAGCUGCUGACUUGUAAGUUUCCUACACCUGCGUAUUAUUAAAAAAUAAUGUUUACAUAUUAGAUAAUCUAGUGGUAAUAUUGCCACACUAACUAAGCUACGUCUAUACCCAAUAUUGAUAUUUGAUUGAACUGUUUAUUACAUUAUUGUAAUAUUUUUGAAAAGCUGUCCAUUAUUUGAGCUAUUAUUAGGUACCUAUAAAAUAUGUAUAAAAGUAAUCAGUAUCGAGAAUAUUUUUGCGAUUUUCUUAUAAUAUAUUUAUUUGUAAACUUUAUAUUUAAGGCCUUUGCUCAUCAGAUCUUUUUGAUCACACUUUAACAUUGAAAGAUGAAGAUAUUCUGGGCAUGGUCCUUCGUACGAAAAAUGCAUUAGUAAAUAAAUUACACUCAGCUAAAUAAUUGUGGAGUGAGGAAAUUGUCGCUCUGGCAAUGAUUAUCGAAACUGUAAUAGGGUUGUUCUUAAAUGUACAAAUGAUAUAAAUCUACGAAAUAUAAAAUUGCAGUUCAAUUCUAUUAGAAUAAAUUCGUUAGCAUCAAAAUAAAAAUAUUUAGAAUAAUGUGACGAAGCAUUUAUUUUGGUAUUAAAUAAAAUAUUCCGUAUUGUAGGCUGAUGGAGGGCCCGUCGAGCUUUAAAACUAUUUUAUGACUGCUUUUGUAUGAGAAAAAAGCGAAAGAAAGCCGGAACGCGCUGAGCAAUACUAUAAUAUUUCAGUGGCGUGAAGGUAAAUCGGGUCGUUUCUGCUGCUAUAGAGUAACGACAAUGUUCACUAUUGUUCUACUGUUUUGUCACUAUACGUGGUGUUAGUAACAUCGUAGCGAAUACUGAGGGGGAUGAUUUAGACCAUGAUUCGACAGAAAAUUCCACUUGAUAUUAAUUCUCAAGUGGAUUUUUCCGUCGCAAUUUAUGUAUUUUUUUAAAUUAUUUUAAAUUCCGUAUAUUUGCGACGGAAAAUUUCACUUGGCAUUAACUCAGAAUAAAGAGUUGAAUCGUCCCCCUCAGUGUUUGUUUCGUAACAAGUAACAGUCACUAACACCCUGUAAACAGAUUUCAUUGUUGAUUAACUGUUAUAUUUGUUUGUCUUGUAUGAAAGCAGUCUUAUUUGUGUGUCAUGUAUAAAGCUUUAUUGGAGUUGCCUUUGCCCGAUAGUUGGGCUAUGCGUGGGAUAGAUGUACGUGCGGUAGGUACGCGUGAAGUAGAUAGGAGAUAAUACCCCUAACUCUCGGAGACUGCCAAGACAGAGAAGAGGGGGGAAUAGAACACUUUUGUUUUUAUUACAAUUCUGACUGCCGCCAGAAAUUGUACAAAAGAGGUUUGAAAUGAUGGUUGGCGGUGAUAAAGUAAGUUGGUUAAUUUUACUAUCUAUAAAUCGAAAUUUAGGAGAUAUAUUAUAAUAAUAAUUAAUAAAUGCUAUUACACCGUGUUUUAGCCGGCCAGUCUAAAUCUGGUCAGUGCUUUUAAAUCUAAUUAUUUAAAUCAUGUUAGAAACUAUAGGUAUAGUCUGCGCACAAGUUCUUCUCAGACAGUGACAGAGAGAGGCGUCAAGCUGAAUAAGUGUUUGUCUACCUCUCUCGCUCUGCCCCUCACAUACUUCAGCAGGGCUAACAUGCGCAACGUGAUAACAUUAUCGAUCGAUUCAAUUGUCGAAAUCGAUGAUUGUUUUUUUCCCUAAUAUGCGUGGCACGGGCUGAAAGAUAUGACAUGGCUUCACAUAUUAGCACCAAUCGACAAAACAACAUAAUUAUAUCGUCUUAUUACCGUUACAAAAUUUUAUCUCGUGGCGCAUGUUAGCCCUACAGGUGGUGACAAGGACUUUCGCGCGGACCAUAGGAGGUGACGGUAUUAAACCCCAUUGUUAAAUAUAAACGAAGUAAAGGUGAAGUGGUAGAAUCAAUCUGAUUGAUAGGGUUUGUGCUGAAGGUAGGUUACGCCCACCUGUACAUAAAUUGAAGGAGUGACUUCACUCGAGCCACUAGAUUUGCUACCAUUUUUACCGCACGGCUUUCAGACAUGUAACCUUUAACAAUGAAAUACUUAUGCUUAGAAAAAGAGUAGGUAGCUCAAUAAAGGCACGCGACUACCACACUUGAACCCACAUAUCCACACUGAUCGAAUGGCACUAAAGGCGGGAAGGAGAAUAGAAAAUAUAUUUAGCUAGCUACAUUUAUUGUUAUACCUAAUUUUUAUUGCUAUGUAUUUUAUAAGUUUUAUUUGAAUCUUUAUGUACAAAAUAUAAUUUUAGCUACUAAACUCUGUUUAAGUUAUGUUGUGAACAGAAAUUAACGCUGUUAUUGAUGUACGCGGUGAUGUAGAGCAAAUAGUGUGUGAUCAAAUUAGUGUGAUAUAAUAUUUAUUUUACAAUUAUUCUACUUAGUUGAAUAGGUACCAACCACUGGCGUUCUACUACUGAGUAAUUUUACCUCGUCCGCAUGGAGUUUACUCCAAACUUCAGCUACAAAUGUAAAGUCAAAAUUAUAUACAUAAUAAAUAAUGUUAAAUGAUCAGAACUCGAAGUUUUUAUAGCAACAAACACAAGGCAAAAAUUUACUACAAUAAAAUUUCGCUAUAGCUGUUUAUCAAAAGCCAUUUUUGAUAAGAGUAUCAGCGAUGCACAGGUUUGGUCACACAAGGUUUGCCUUAGAAAUAAUUCCAUAAAUAUUGCUCUACAUGUUAUUAAUAAUUGUGGUUCCGAGUUCUAUGAUAGUCUAAUGUUGUAGGUCUCAAACAGGUGUUGAUAAUUGUUGUAGGUAAGCCCCUGUUCAGCUACGGAACAAAAUAUGUCGUUAGACGUGUUAUGAUUCACGUGUUACAUCAGUAGACAUUUUAUCCCGCGGCGUAUUUCCCCCGAAUGUAAUCCUGGAUCUAUGUUCUAUGUUUUUACCUUUGUGAUCCCUUUUAAAGUAUAUUAUUAUUUAAUGUAUUGAAUUGAAAUAAAUAAAUUAGUUUGUGAAA
Messenger RNA from Pectinophora gossypiella (pink bollworm), 6362 nucleotides. It is a transcript of the gene ArfGAP1, whose product is annotated as ADP-ribosylation factor GTPase-activating protein 1. Gene Ontology annotation, biological process: regulation of endocytosis; regulation of ARF protein signal transduction. Bases 111 to 1145 code for a protein of 344 amino acids. NCBI's taxonomy places the organism in Eukaryota, Metazoa, Arthropoda, Insecta, Lepidoptera, Gelechiidae. Gene Ontology annotation, cellular component: Golgi membrane. The transcript is spliced from 9 exons. Gene Ontology annotation, molecular function: GTPase activator activity. The record is from RefSeq and is a predicted model, not a curated record.